Molecule: messenger RNA, 1952 nt
Organism: Photinus pyralis (common eastern firefly)
Lineage: Eukaryota; Metazoa; Arthropoda; Insecta; Coleoptera; Lampyridae
Exons: 3
Coding region: 176-1867 (563 amino acids)
Source: RefSeq, a predicted model, not a curated record
UUCAUCAAUCAACCCUAACCUUCAAAAAUACAAUUGUCAUCCAAAAUAACUUUAUUAUCAUUAUUAUUAACACAUAAUUAACUUACCUUAUCAUUUGCCUCGCCCAAGCGGAAACCACUUAUCUGCUAAUCAAAUAAAAGCUCUAACCACAUGAUUUUUUUAAUAAUAAGUGAAAAUGUACAUCAAUUUUUUUGUGUCCACUAUAAAGAGCGUUAAAUUAAUGAAAUUACAGUGCAAUGUGAGAAAUUACACGAAGACUCUCUUAGGGGAUAGUAUCACACCUUUAACAGAAAAUACUCUUCUGGGGCGAAUGCUGGUUUACUUAAACAAUGCGAAUGAUAAGAGGUCGUCACAGUUGGAUGGUUCCAGUACUGUCGAUAGCUUGAUACAUGGAAAAACCAGCAACUUGCACAACCUUAACGUUGACCAAAUCGCAAACCUAUUUUACACAGCCAGUGUCAGUGUAUUAAGUCAAAAUAAGCAACAUUUACGGAAGGUAUUAGAUAAGUUAGAUGUUGAAUGUUGUCUGCGUUUAACCAACAUGGAACCUAACAAUAUUCUAAAGUUGCUUAGUGCUUUUAUGCAUGUCGUGCCUAAUCGUAUCACAGAGUACAAAUUUUAUAAUUAUGCAACAGACGAUAUUGAUCGCUGUCUUGAAGUUUGUUCCAAGCAGGAAAUUAUAAAGUUUAUAUUUUAUAUCGGUUUACAAAAAAAGAUGAAAAAAGCACAAGUUAUACUACGAAAGUGCCUUCGAACAGUCAAUCAACAAUAUUUAGAGCGCUUAACUGUGGAAGAUUUAUGUAUCAUUUGUAAUUCUACGUAUCGAACAAACACAAAAUUUACUAAUGCGAAUUUAUUAGAAAAAGUGAAACAAACACUCAACGAGAACCUAUCGCUGUUGAAAGAUCCUGCACUUUUAAUUACGCUAAUUAAGACAAUCAAGCACAAUAACUACCAGGAUGAGGAUUUACUAACAACAAUCUCUUGCACCAUCUUUUUUAACAAAACUCUUCAGUAUUACACCUUUACAGCCAUUUGUCAUUUACUAUCAUUGUAUUCAGAGUAUUUAUACUACGAUGAAGAAUUAUUUAAUUUAUUUAUACCGCAUUGUAUUCAACUACUACAAGGUGCAAUCAUCAGAUCUCAUACGGCGCAUUUAACCGAACACAUGCGUACCAAAGACGUCAAAAUCUUUUUAUCCUCAAUAAGCAGACUGAAUUGCGUAGUGGACUCUGAGGCCUUGGAGAAGGCAGUUACGGCUAAUCUUCAGCAACGAAUCACGUUGGACAAAAUUGAGCUUGAUCAGUUUAUUGAAAUUCUUCUCUGUAUGUGGAUGUUAAAAUGUCGCCCCUAUGAUUUAUUAACUUCUGUUUUAACGUCACAGAAUAUUGCGAUCGUCUACCAAAAACACCCGAGAGCUGUGCAACACCUCAAUUUACUUAUAUCCUCAAUACAAACUGAAGACCCCGAUCUUUUCUCACGUCUUCACUUACAGAGCAUCCCCUCCGACUUUGUUAACUAUGAACUGCAAAUGAAAAGCCGACCCUUAUUGCAAAAGAUCUACGACGCCCUUAAAUCUAGUACCAGUGUCGAUCGAGUAGAAUUAGCUGCCCAGGUGCCACACUUGAAUAUCGUAGGACUAACGGUUUUCAAAAACGAUCAAAAGGCUGUGAAUAUUGAAUUAUUAGACGGGUAUUGCUGUGUCAAAAAUCAAGACUGUCAUCCGAAUGGAUAUAUGCAACUAAAAUUACGUAUUCUCGAAGAAGAUACGGUAGCUGUUAUAACUGUUACCGAAAAGGACAUAGGCCACAUGGAUACAUUUGAAUUAUGUGAAUUUUUGUCAGAUGAAAUUGAUCUUAUGGCUUAAAUGUAUAGGGGAGCAAGACUGGAAUGUUUCUGUAUUAAAUAUUUAUUCUGUAUUUUUAUUAAAAUAAAUUAUGUAUACAAUGAAU